AUUUUCCCAGCCAUUUUCUAGCACAUAAAACAAAGAUUUAUUUAAUCUGACUUUGAAAAGUUUUGCGUUGUGCUGACGAAUGCGGUCUGCAAACUGAUGCCGUUCCCUAUAUAAUGUUGUCUGUGUCGGAUUCAUUGCUAACGCCAUUAAACGAAGGCAUACUCGAUUGUAUGGAUGUCAUACAAAAGGAAUCCAUGGACGAUACAUGCAAUAAUAAUCGCAAAAGUUUAUUGGUAACAACUGCGGGGGUAAAUGCAUCAUUGUUUUCGAAUGUCUUCACUGGGCGCUUGGCGGUUACUGCUUUACUACAUCGAUUCAAAGAAGUUUUGAAGCAUUUCAAUGACGACGAUGCCCGAUACAGCCCGCGACAAAAGAUAGCACAUCAAAAUUUUUACCAGUUGUGACUACUUUUCUUUUGCUUUUUGUGGAAUUUUUAUAAUUUUUGUACAAAGUCUCAAAUUUGGACUUAUAUUGGUUUUGUUAGUUAAGGAGCUUAACUUUACCAAAAAAUUAAUGAAGCUUAAAAAGGCAAAAGAAAAGUAGUCAAAACUGGUAAAAAUGUUUAUGUGCUAUCUUUUGUCGCGGGCUGUAUAUACACAAACCAUUUACAUCUAUUGGGGAGGGCCCAGUGAAUUAGUAAACUGGGAGAAAGCAUGCGCACAAGUUUUCACCCCCUCUGCCAACACCGUGAAUGCCUCUGCCAUUGUUGCAGUUGCGGUAGCCAUACGCUCUGUGGCAGCAGCCAUUCUGCAUAUUGCCUCAGCAUUGGAGCGGUUGGCCUCCGCGUUAGUUGCAGCACUUUCAGCAAGCGGCUAAGAAAAUGAAAAUUUUAUUAAUAAUACAAUACAAAUACACAUGCAUGUUUAAUUAAGUGGCAACUAUUAUGUACUUCCGUAGAUUCUUAUAAUUGUAAGUACUGCUGUAUUGGUAAGGGGAACAAUAAGAAACAACAUGAAAAGGAAAGGAGAGGACGCCACACUUAAUGUCCCGUUAACUAAAAGCGAAUUGAUAACUGAUGAAUGUUUCUUUCGUUCAUUUUGCUGUUUCCUUUUCGUGGAUGAUUUUUGUUUUCCCCUUGAAAAAUAUUCGUGUGGUAGAGCUAAAAGGAAGAGGACAGAAAAACGGAGAUCGCUGUACAAAAACAGCCGCUAGAAGUUGUUAAUAUAAAGUUUC
Rhagoletis pomonella (apple maggot) is the source of this 1173-nucleotide messenger RNA. RefSeq names its product protein MON2 homolog. The coding region runs from base 114 to 404 and encodes 96 amino acids. The transcript has 3 exons. NCBI's taxonomy places the organism in Eukaryota, Metazoa, Arthropoda, Insecta, Diptera, Tephritidae. The record is from RefSeq and is a predicted model, not a curated record.